CGGCGGGGUUCAAUAAUGGCUUCUACGGCUUCUACGCGCUCCCCUGCCAAUUCUUUCCCUUCCUGCGUUCCGGUUUUGGGGCGAACCGCAGCGUAUCGCCCGCCGAAUCCAUUCGUUCGAAAAAAAAUCCGCGUUGCGUCUUUCCAUUGCCACCCUCGUCACCUAUUCGCGUAGGUUGCAACUUACGCCUCUGACCAUGCAGUUGCCCUUGAGAACUGGCCUUUUGUCUUUGGUCUCGUCUCGCUGCCCCUCUUGAAUGACCGUUCUUUUUUGACUCUUUGUCCUUUCCUUUUUUUUCCUCCGUCUGUAUUUAACUACACGGUACCUUCGGCAUACUUGUUUACUGCUACAAAGCAUUUUCUUGCAAACAUAUUGUCACGCUGGUCAGACAUGACCACCAGAAAUGUCCCUUUCCAUCUCUCUCUCGAUACCCAGCAUGGUGACAAGCAUCCCUCCGGGUCGCUCGCGGCCUCGAUCUCCCAUCUCACCCCGCCAGUGACGCCAACCGGUGAUUCCGAUCCGCCGUCUAGAAGACUCGCCACGCCUCGAUCUCACGAAUCGCUCUCGACUGCUACAGACCAGGCGGCGGUGUUCUCACCGCUUGAAUUCCCCGAGGAGGUCGAAUUCCAUCACGAUGGAUCCGGUUCCCGUGUUGAGCUCGGGCGUGGGGUUUGGAGCAUUGUGUAUAUGGCGUCGUCGCGUGCGCCGUCGACCGUCUCCUCGAUGACGCCACCCAGCUCUCCCGCUACUGCAAGUCGGGUUCUGGCAGUCAAGUCGCCGGUGCGUCGCGAUGCGCAGGCCGUGAUUUACGCCGAAGCAAAGAUCCUGACUCGCCUGAGUCUCACUCCCGGACACAAGCGCUACGUUGUGCCCUUCCGUGGGUACAUCUCGCGCUCUCAGUCGAUCGUCAUGUCCGCCCUCCCGCUGUCGUUGGCCACCUACAUCGAAGACAAGGCUGGGAUCGCUCGCGAGAACAUGUCUACUCGCACCAUGUUCGACCCCGUCCAGGGUUUGAGCGCGUGGCACGAGAUGGCAGAGAGGCUUAUCGCGGGCCUGUCGUGGCUCCAUAACGAGGCCCAGAUCGUUCACGGUGAUCUCAAACCGCAUAAUCUCCUGCUCCGGCCUCGCCGCGGCAGCAGCGGCAGCAACAGCAGCAGCAGCAACUCGGACGACUUUCCCUACGACCCGGUGUUUGCCGAUUUUUCAUCAGCUUACGACAUGUCGUGUGCGUCUCCAGGAGCUACCGGAACGUCCAUCUCCGCCAUGACGCCGCCGUUUACCGCUCCCGAGCUGCUGUCCGUCGCAUCGCUGACGUCUCCCGACUCGGCCCCGACGCCUGCUUCGGACGUCUUCUCGCUGGCCGUGACUCUUCUGGCGGCCGCAACGGGCGACCUGCUCGUGUACCCGGGCUCGAGCAACAUGCAGCGGCUGGCAAUGGCACGCGAAGGCCAUCGCGUGCUUGACUUUGCCCGCUCAGGAGCCAACGGCACUCGCAUCCCGCGCAAGGGUCUCGUGGAACGCAUCGUCCAGCCGGCGACCGUGAAGGAACCAAGCCAGCGUAUCACUGCUGCCAAAUGGGUGGACCUGUCACGGCAGUAGAUUUACUCUGUACUAACAUUUUGUUAUUUUACUCUUGUACCUGCAUUACUCUGCAUCCUAAAUAAAGAUACCCUAGAAGAAUAUACUAUUAGCAUUAUACAC
Penicilliopsis zonata CBS 506.65 is the source of this 1701-nucleotide messenger RNA. RefSeq lists its product as hypothetical. Gene Ontology annotation, biological process: signal transduction; protein phosphorylation. The record is from RefSeq and is a predicted model, not a curated record. Gene Ontology annotation, molecular function: ATP binding; protein kinase activity. The transcript has a single exon. Lineage: Eukaryota; Fungi; Ascomycota; Eurotiomycetes; Eurotiales; Aspergillaceae. Gene Ontology annotation, cellular component: cytoplasm. Bases 391 to 1599 code for a protein of 402 amino acids.